Messenger RNA from Bubalus bubalis (water buffalo), 1915 nucleotides. It is a transcript of the gene HACD4, whose product is annotated as 3-hydroxyacyl-CoA dehydratase 4. The coding region runs from base 473 to 1168 and encodes 231 amino acids. The transcript has 8 exons. The record is from RefSeq and is a predicted model, not a curated record. Gene Ontology annotation, biological process: fatty acid elongation; very long-chain fatty acid biosynthetic process; sphingolipid biosynthetic process. NCBI's taxonomy places the organism in Eukaryota, Metazoa, Chordata, Mammalia, Artiodactyla, Bovidae. Gene Ontology annotation, molecular function: 3-hydroxyacyl-CoA dehydratase activity. Gene Ontology annotation, cellular component: endoplasmic reticulum membrane.
CUUGCUGCUUGGCCUGGGCACUGAUGACACCGAUGACUGAUUAGCCACCAGUGUUUGCUUGUAAAUCAGUUUCCCCUUUAGAUCAAACGCUCCCCAAGAGCAAGAACUGAGUGCAUCCAGGAGAGAUUAACGGCAAAGGAGUCUGAUACCUGAGGAAUCAGGCCUUUUGACUGAAAAGGUGUGAGGGAAGGCGCGCUCACAGGCAUCCUCGCCGAAUCGUGACUUUCACAGCUGAGGGUCCUGAGAGGCGCCCAGCUGGGGCUCACGCAUCCCAGAAGGCUUUGGGACUGCUUGACUGCACGCUUCUGGAGAUCAGGGGUCAGGGGUGGGAUCUAUUCACUUCCUCCAGGCUGCAACUGGGAGUCUCAACCCAAAGACUGGGAAGCUGGCCCAGCCACCCAGUCACUCCUCCCGCGCUCCCCGGUGGGUGUUCCUUUCCGGACGACGCUGGAAGACUUGGUGGCGGCGGCCCAUGGGACCCGUGGCGCUGCCCGCCUGGCUGCAGCCCAGGUAUAGGAAGAAUGCCUAUCUUUUCAUCUACUACUUAAUCCAGUUCUGCGGCCACUCCUGGAUAUUUACAAAUAUGACAGUCAGAUUCUUUUCAUUUGGAAAAGAUUCAAUGGUUGACACUUUUUAUGCAAUUGGACUUGUGAUGCAACUUUGCCAGUCUAUUUCCCUCUUGGAGUUGCUGCACAUAUAUGUUGGCAUUGAAUCAAACCAUCUUCUUCCUAGGAUUUUGCAGCUCACAGAAAGAAUAAUUGUCCUCUUUAUGGUGAUCACCAGUCAAGAAGAAGUCCAAGAGAAAUACGUGGUGUGUGUUUUAUUCAUCUUUUGGAAUCUAUUGGAUAUGGUUAGGUACACUUAUAGCAUGUUGUCAGUCAUUGGAAUAUCCUAUGCUGUCUUGACAUGGUUCAGUCAAACCCUGUGGAUGCCAAUUUAUCCUUUGUGUGUUCUCGCUGAAGCAUUUACCAUCUAUCAGUCGCUGCCUUAUUUCGAAUCAUUUGGCACUUACUCCACAAAGCUGCCCUUUGACUUAUCCUUCUAUUUCCCAUAUGUGCUGAAAAUAUAUCUCAUGAUGCUGUUUGUAGGUAUGUAUUUUACCUACAAUCAUCUUUACUCAGAAAGACGGGACAUCCUCAGAGUGUUUCCCAAUAAGAAGAAAAUGUGAAGCAUAGCACUGGGAUGUGACAUGAGAAAGAAGAGGCUUGUGGAGUCAGCUGCAGGAAACACAACAUGGGAAGUAUUCUGGUGAACAGAUAUCUAGUAUUUGACAAAAAUCCAUAACAUGGAAUAAUUGCACUCCUCCCCAGAACUCUUGACAUACACCACAGUCUGUUUUCCCCACACAUUGUUUUUAGUUCAUAUACUCUUCACAACCUGUUUCACCAAAGCUGUGAAUUUUACACAAGUUAAGUUUGUAUUGUGUGAAGCCUGAUUAUUUUCCUGUAAAGUUAAUGAGAAAUAGGAUUUUAACUGGAGUAGAUUCAAUUAAACUAAGAAACCAAAGUUGUUAACUUAAAUGACAUCUAUUUACAUCUAUUUCUUUUCACUUCUGAGUUCCCAUGUAGCAGCUAAUCUGUGGGAGGGGAGUGGUGUGUAAUAUGCCCUGUACUUUUCUAGAAUAGCCUAUUUUAUAGACUGAUAUCACUGUGCCCAUAGUUAACACCCACCUUAAACAUUAGACAAACUUGGAAAAUAAAACAUUUUUCCAAACACUGAAAGAGUAUUUGUUAAUGUUACACAAGUUGUUUGGACUUUGCUGUCUUAAAAGAGGACCCUGAGGAAAACAGCACAGACUUUGUUUCACAAAUCAUGCCCCAUAUUCCUUUUUUGGAACAUUUAAUCAGGCCAUAUACAUACCUUACACAGAGAUAAAAGGUACACAAAUAUAAUAAAUCAAUUUAAAGAAAACUGA